Molecule: messenger RNA, 594 nt
Organism: Aphanomyces invadans
Lineage: Eukaryota; Oomycota; Saprolegniomycetes; Saprolegniales; Verrucalvaceae
Exons: 2
Coding region: 1-594 (197 amino acids)
Source: RefSeq, a predicted model, not a curated record
AUGAUCAACCAAGUCAAAGAAGAUGUCUUAUCUGCCUUCAAAGACUUACAUCCUGGUGCGCAGGCAUUCUUCACCUUUGAUCAGUCGACGAACCAUGCAGCCUUUGCAUCUGACGCUUUGCGUGCCUCAAAAAUGAACCUGAAACCUGGUGGAGCACAGGCUCGUCUUCGACAAGGAAAGUUGUCCGACGGCACACCUCAAAGCAUGGUGUUUGAUCACGACCAUCCACUCAGUGGUCAGGCUAAGGGAUUGCAGCAAGUUCUUCUGGAGCGGGGUUAUGAUAUCAAAGAGUUAAAAAUGCCACUUACCUGUAAGCAACCAAACGUCGGCACAAAUCGCGGAGACGUGCUCUUGUGCUGUGCGCGCCACUGCAUGGCAUCACAGGAGGACUUUCGUAUUCAAAUGUCCCUACUGGAAGAAACAAUCAUUCAAGCUGGACACAUUUGUGCGUUUUUGCCAAACUUGGGAUACGACUAUGAGCUGACAAAGUUCGCGCACAAAAAGUACAAGAGCCAUAGAAGAAUCCCACAGCUUCUCUUUCAAGAAAAGGAAAAGCUUGUAGAAGAAAUGCAAUCAAAGCGAGAAGCCAAGUAA